Chinchilla lanigera (long-tailed chinchilla) is the source of this 3895-nucleotide messenger RNA. It is a transcript of the gene Fosb, whose product is annotated as FBJ murine osteosarcoma viral oncogene homolog B. The record is from RefSeq and is a predicted model, not a curated record. The coding region runs from base 801 to 1823 and encodes 340 amino acids. Gene Ontology annotation, molecular function: RNA polymerase II cis-regulatory region sequence-specific DNA binding; DNA-binding transcription factor activity, RNA polymerase II-specific. Gene Ontology annotation, biological process: regulation of transcription by RNA polymerase II. Gene Ontology annotation, cellular component: nucleus. The transcript has 4 exons. Lineage: Eukaryota; Metazoa; Chordata; Mammalia; Rodentia; Chinchillidae.
GAAGGCGGGGCCGGGAUCCCCUCCUGCCGAGUGGGCCGGAACACAGCCCCCGAGACCCCCAAGGCCGCAAGGGUCCUACGGGUGACCAGAACAAGGGUAGCGAAGACCUCCUGAUGGGAGGCGCGGGGAUUGGUUUAGUGGGAAAGGAGAUUUUGGGGAAGUUUGCUGAGUGAGGGGGGUGACGUAAGCAGGGGGGGCGGGUCCCGGGCAUAUAAAUACAGGCUGGCAGCUCUGCACUUCAUUCAUAAGGCUGAGAGGUAUCGCCACGGCAGGGAUACACGGAGCCGGGACUUGGGGACUUGGAUUAUUGUGAUUCUUUUUGGAGGUUGUGAAAUUGGUUGUUUUUUUUAAAAUUCCGGAGAGAAAGUUUCUAGAAGAAUUUUUCUAGGUAUUUCUUCAUUACAUCUUGGAAGACCGACUUAACUUUUUCGUCUUAUUACUCCCCCUCGGGGGACCCGCCGAACGCGUGGAAGAGACCGCACCCGAAGCGAAUUCUGUACAACGGGACAGCGCUUUCUGCCUCUUAGGGAGCGAUCCCCGCUCGCUCCCGUGUCCAACAGAGCCUGGACUUUUAGGAGGUACAGCGGCAUCCUGUAGCGCCCUGGGUACUGCGGAGGAACUGCACAGAAACUUUGCUAUUGGUGCGGGACGCUGCCCUCUCUCCGAGCUUCCCCGGACAGCGCAUUUUGGGGACGCGCUCGGCUCAGCCCGGACUCGCACCUUACUUACCCCACCCGGCCAUAGCCUUGGCUUCCCGGCGACCUCAGCGUGGUCACAGGGCCCCCCCUGUGCCCAGGGAAAUGUUUCAAGCUUUCCCCGGAGACUACGACUCCGGCUCCCGGUGCAGCUCUUCACCUUCUGCCGAGUCUCAGUAUCUGUCUUCGGUGGACUCCUUUGGCAGCCCACCCACCGCCGCGGCCUCCCAGGAGUGCGCCGGUCUCGGGGAAAUGCCCGGUUCCUUCGUGCCCACGGUCACCGCGAUCACAACCAGCCAGGACCUCCAGUGGCUCGUGCAACCCACCCUCAUCUCUUCCAUGGCCCAGUCCCAGGGGCAGCCCCUGGCCUCCCAGCCCCCUGCAGUCGACCCCUACGACAUGCCAGGAACCAGCUACUCCACACCAGGCAUGAGUGGCUACAGUAGUGGCGGUGCUAGUGGCAGCGGUGGGCCUUCCACCAGUGGAACUAGCAGCGGACCUGGGCCUGCCCGCCCGGCACGAGCCCGUCCUAGGAGACCUCGAGAGGAGACGCUCACCCCGGAGGAAGAAGAGAAGCGAAGGGUUCGCCGUGAACGGAACAAACUGGCAGCAGCUAAAUGUAGGAACCGUCGGAGGGAGCUCACCGACAGGCUGCAGGCGGAGACAGAUCAGCUAGAGGAAGAAAAGGCAGAGCUGGAGUCGGAGAUCGCCGAGCUCCAAAAGGAGAAGGAGCGUCUGGAGUUUGUGCUGGUGGCCCACAAACCGGGCUGCAAGAUCCCCUACGAAGAGGGGCCCGGGCCGGGGCCAGGCCCGCUCGCGGAGGUGAGAGAUUUGCCGGGGUCUGCAUCCGCUAAGGAAGAUGGUUUCAGCUGGCUGCUGCCGCCCCCGCCACCACCGCCCCUGCCCUUCCAGACCAGCCAAGACGCACCCCCCCACCUGACGGCUUCUCUCUUUACACACAGUGAAGUCCAAGUCCUCGGCGACCCCUUCCCCGUUGUUAACCCUUCGUACACUUCCUCGUUUGUCCUCACCUGCCCGGAGGUCUCCGCAUUCGCCGGCGCCCAACGCACCAGCGGCAGUGACCAGCCUUCCGACCCCCUGAACUCGCCCUCCCUCCUUGCUCUGUGAACUCUUUAGACAAACAGAACAAACAGACACACAAGGGAGAGCGAUUUGGACGAGGAGGAGAGAGGGGAAGAGACAAAGGGUGCGUGGCCUCCCUAACUCUUGCGUCUGACCCUCUGUCUCCCCCGCCGUCGGACGGAAGACCUCUUGUGUUUUGUGCGGCCUCUUUGUUUCUGUGCCCGGCGAGACCGGAGAGCUGGUGACUUUGGGGACAGGGGUGGGGAGGGGGUGGACACCCCCAGAUGCCUGUUGGUCCUCUUGCUUCAGUCCAACCUCUGGGGAUGGGCGGGUGGGGUGACGCCCACCUUCGGCGUCCUGUGCUGGGCGGGGUGGGGGAGAGGGGCGCGGGUGCGCGGGGGCCGCGCGGGGCUGGAGCCGUCCCCAGAGAGGCCCAACAAGGAACGCGACUCCCUCGCUGUGCGCACCCCCUCUCCAGGGGGCUGUCCCGGCUGGCUCCCCCUGCGUCCUCGACCCUAGCUUGUUUAUUCCACCUUUCCAGGAGGUGCAAGCCUCUUCUGGGCAGAAGUGAGCCCUCCACCGCACCCCAACCCCCGGGAGCUGAUGCUCCUUGUGAUAAUCAGUUCCUCCCCAGACUUAUUCUGAAAUGUGAACUUCCUUCCCCGAUUGUCCAGCCAUCCCCUCCCGGGGAAGAAAACAAAACAAACUGGCUAGGACUGGACCUUCUCGGCCCCCAAGGCUCCCUCCGCAUUCAGCGCCCCCCUUCCGAUCGCAGUAUUAUUCCAAGCCCCCUCUUCCGUCCUGCUGCCCCCUGGCCGUCCUUGUUGGACCUUUCUGGUUUCAAGCAGCAGGGAGUGCUGCGACACCGUCCUGCUGGAGUGCUUUAUACUGUGAAUGAGCGGCCGGAUUAUGGGGUGGGCCGGGUGGGACAAGAUCCCGACUCCCCAGAACCUUCCCUCGGCCUUCCAAACCCCUGCCCUCCUCCUCCUCCCCUCAGCCAGGAGUUAGACUCAAAGGAGUGGCAGAAUGGAGAAGCAGGGGGCGGGGAGGGGGGCGGUGACAGUGGCCCAUCCACGAGGCCUCUCCCUCUUCGGUUCCCCUGGCCUUUUUCUUCAAGGCCCCCACCUUCCCAGCCUAGGACGCCAACUUCUCCCUGUCCUUGGCGCCCAGCGUCGGUCCCUUCUAGAAAGGGAGCUAGGGACUUGACAUUUUCCGGAGAAGUUUUAAGGGCUGAGGCUUUGGCCCCCGGACCCCUAAUAUUUUUGGACUGGCAAACAUGGAGAGGCUGGGCUCCCGCAAUCCCACCCCUCCACUGUCUCAGCUCCGAACUCCGGUUCUGGCCCUCCCUCCUCCCCUCUUCUCGAGCUUCACUCGUGAGCAUUUCAUCACGAGGCAAAUUUCUAUUUUUUAAUAUGAGAGUGGCCCUGCCACCCUCCUUGUCGCAUGGACAACAUUCCACGCCCUGGUCCCACGUCUCUGGCCCCAAACCAGACCCUCCCUUACCUAUUUAUCCCUUCCCUGGUUUCCGAAAGGCACUUAUAACUAUUAUGUAUAAAUAAAUAUAUUAUAUAUGGGUGUGUGCGUGCGCGUGUGCGUGUGAGAGCUUCCGCAUCCAAGUGUGCUGUGGAGUUGAAAAUGCUUCUAGAACUUUGACUCAGUCUGCUUUGGGCUGUGUCUGUGUGUCUCUAGGUGUCCCUUUUCUGCUGGGCUCAGCCCCUCUGGCUGGUCCAACAGUCUCUGGCCGUCUCCGAAUGUUGCUCCUCUGUCUCUGACCAUUCCCACCUGCCUCCUUCCUGACUGUCCCUGAUCCUGCAGCUGUCUGCUGACUGGGUUCGUUGGGGACCUGAGAUUUUAGUUUUGUGAGUAAGUCUGGGCGAUGGUGAAUUUUUAUAGUCUGUAUCGUUGAGAGUCCUGGGUGUGAGUGCGAGUUUGGGCAGGGCCUGGCCCUGCCAACCACAGUUUAUUGAAUCCCCAACCUCCCUUCCACCCCAUGCUGUAUUUGUGACUCCUUUUUUGUAUUUUGCACCUGAGCCUGGGGGCUGGGGUGGCUGGUACUGGGCUGCUCCCCUCUCCCCUUGGUUCUGCACUGUCGCCAAUAAAAAAUUCUGAAAAAUGCA